CUUCGCUUCCUGUUCCAACUACUAAAACGGAAAGAUUCUAGAAGCUAUGUUUCAGCUGUGUUUGCGUUUUGUUAUCAUUUAGAUAAUUGAUUUUAAGAAUAACUUUUUGAUCAUAAAAUCAGUUUCUUAGAUGGAUUCGCUCAGAAAGUGGCUCUAUAGACCAAAGCGAGAUGACCCUUCCUUGCUGGCGCAGUUUUAUUAUGCUGAUGAAGAACUUAAUAUGGUGGCCAGUGAGCUAGACACUUUUGAUGGCCGCAAAGAUCCGGAGAGGUGCACAGCUCUUGUCAAUCAGCUCAGACACUGUCAAGACAAGGUGGUGAGUCUGUGCAUGUCCAUCAUGGAUGAGAUCAUCCCGGGCGAGCGAGCCAAUAGGGACUUCAGAGCCAAGUUCCCGGAUGACGUGAUGCAGGAGAACCUUGCAGGACAGCUCUGGUUUGGUGCUGAGUGCUUAGCAGCAGGCAGCAGCAUCCUCAACAGGGAGAGUGAGAGCUCCCGAAUGCGUCCGCUUGCCAAGGCGGUCACUAAAACCAUUGAGACUGUCCGCAAUCUUCUCAGGGAGCAGUGCCUGAAGUCCGAGCAAGAGUUCACUGAGAAGAUCCGGGAGUCGCUGAAGAUUUUCGACUUACUCUUCUCUGAGUUUGAGCUGAGCUACGUGAGCGCAAUGGUGCCUGUGAAGUCGCCUGAGGAGUACGAGGUCUUGCAGUGCGUCGUUGUGCUCUUCUCCGAGACAGUGCAAAGAGCACUGCUGCUGGCACUGAUCACCCAGGAGCAGGUGGACACGUGCGACCCCGCGCUCAUGUUCACCAUCCCGCGCCUCGCCAUCGUCGCGGGUCUGCUCUUCUUCCCUGACGGUCCCCUCAACCUGGACCACGGGUCUUCCCGCAACCUCUCUCACCUCUUCAGACCCUUCAAGACUUUGCUGAGCAAGAUCCGUGAGCUGCUGUGGACGAUGAGCCCUGAAGAGCUGGCGGCGCUGGAGAAGAGCUUGUGCUCAUUGGAGGAGCCACAGCACUCCAGCCUGUCCCUGCCUGAGAACAGCACCUACAGCCUGCCUAACUAUGACGAUAAGAGGCCUGAGGAUCGAGGGCCGAAGGAGGAGGUCGAGAUCCCCGUGGCGUUCAGGAACGCCGCGUUCACGAGCAGCUUCAUCCAGAACUUCCUGCAGCGUCACCCUGAGUGUCGCACCCUCACUGCCGAGGACAACCUCCUCCCUGCCCAGGAGAAGCAGCCAGCUAGCCGAAGCAGAAGUAGCAGUGAGCGCAAGCGAGACCGCAACUCGCAGCGCUGCCGCACCAGCGGCUCCGGCGUGCAUCGCAGCGCCUCCAGCCGCGCACGUCUGCGGCAGGAGCGACUCAGUGACAGGUUCCUGGCCAAGUUGACCGGCACAGAAGAAAGGCCACGCGUUCGCAGAAAGUCGAAAAAAUCUCCUUCAAAUUCAGGACAAGACCGUGGGUCGCCUUCGAUGAUGCCCUCGGUGUCUGAAGCCCUUGAAGUUCUGCCAGCCUUCCUGCCUCCUAACACCACUGCCACGGUGGAGAGCCUGGCGCAUCUGCCGUCUCUGGAAGAAGCCAUUCGUUUGCAGCGCGCUUACGACCUGCACAACGAACGCUUGCAGCGAGCACAAAUGCAGCAGUCUGUUCGUCGCAACACGCUGCCUGCCUCAGACUUAGCGGGGUACGUUGGUGAACGAAGGGCUUUGGCAUCUUAUCUGCCCAGUGACAGCCGAGCUCAAGCAGACUCUGAGUCUGAUCACGAACAGUCGCAGCAGCGAACUCGGAGACCGCACCACACAUCCAGCAAUCGGUCUGGUUUGCCCAGUGAUCGGCCUAAACAUCGGUCUAAAUAUUCCAGUUCUAGAGGACGAUCACGAAAUGAUUACGAGUUUGAUGCUAAUGCUAAUGCCUCUGUGAAUAACCACACAUCUGUGAACGCUCAUCAGAAUUGGCCACAGGAAAGGAAUGCUCCUCUGGGCGAACUAAGGAACGCUUUGGCCCGACCUCGUACCUUUGCUUGCCUCAAUGAGUCAUCUUCAGGUAUUUUACCAGCAAAUUUAUUGGCCGAUGUUGAGCAGUCAAUGCACGAUUGUGAGAUUUCUGGUGGAAACUUCCUGCAACCUUCUCUGUUAGACCAAACCUUGCCAACCGACGACAGCGAGUACACUGUUCCCGUCAGCAUUGGCGAGUGUGUGAGCAGCGCUGUGGCGGCUGACCCCACCAUCUUUGGUGUCCACAACCUCUACCAUGACAUGGUGGUGCCUGAUUACCACUUAGUACAACCUGAAGCUUAUGUUGACCACAGUUCCAAUUUUAUGUCAGUUAAUUUCGGCGCAAAUGGAAGAAGUUCUCGGGAAAUUAGCGAAGAAGUAAUGCCAGGCCUGGAUAACUACAGUCGAAGACGCCUUCGACACCAACAGGGCACCGUUCACAUCAUUGACUCCCCCAGAGAAACCAUAACAUCCCUCCACUCCUCAACCCCAGAGCGACACAUGGAGGUUCUAAAUAACUCUUACGGCAGGUACCAAGCCUAUUCUGUCGAGUCUGUUUACAGUCCAAAUGUGGAGGAGGAAAGCUACCACGAUGACGACCCUGAGAAUGUUCUAUCACCGCCUGUUCGACCAAACCGAUCAAGAACUGGCAAAGAGACAGACGACGAAAGCAUUUUAUCCGCCCAAGCUCUGGGAAAUGAUUCUAUGCACGAUCCAACUGAUGCUGAAGUUCAUGCAGAUGAUGCAAGUGUUAUGCCUGCUGAUGAUCAUAUAAGCAUUGCUGGAGAUAUGCACACCGAGGAGCUGCAAGAAUCAAAUCCAAGGGAAGUUUAUGAAGAAGGUUUAACGCUGUGUAGUGACGAAGCAAAGGACGACGAAGAUGGUUUGGUCGUGGGUAACGAACGACGAGGUAUCAGUGAGGACGUGGGUGAGAGCAGCAGCACAAGCAGCGACGUGGGGGCCGCGUUCUCUGAAGACGAUGAACUCAACGACGAAGAAGUCGCCCUGGCCCUGCAAAUGGCUGAGGUGGCUACCGCCUGGCGUGUGCGCGCUCGGUUUGAAGACCCUCGGGAUCUGGUGCAGCGUCUGUUUGUCUGCAUAUCAGGCGUAGCAGACCAGCUGCAGACAAACUAUGCCAGUGACCUGCGCAGGAUCCUGCGCACAGUCUUCCUGCUCAACCAGACCCCAGACCCUCCACCAGACCCUCCCAUCAAGUCCGAGCGUUUGCUAGACCCUGACUCUCACUCCACCAGCCAGGACUCUGAGUCUCUGAGCGUGGGGAGUGCAGAGGACGCGCUAGCGGGGCUGGGGAGCAGCUCCCAGCCUUCCUCCCCCAGCCUGUCCUGCAGCUUCCCCCAGCCCCAGCCUUCUCCCCCACACGCCCUCCCCCCCAUCGCUUUCUCUGAGCGAGCUUACCCCCAACGUCUUCCCCUCACCCAGCAGGACUCUGGUGCUCUAGAGGCGCCCCCUACAGUCGACUCGCCGCUCCCGUCACCUCUUGCUCAGGACGCAAGCGGGGACGAGAGCGGGACGUUGACAUCGCCGUCAGUGAGCGGCUCUCUGGCGAGCCCCGCCCUAGACGUGCCGCCCUCGUCGGGAUCUCUAGUGCCCUCGUCAGUGCCUGUGGCACCCUCGGCGCCAGGGGCGGGUGACGUGGGCAGACGAGGAGCCGCCGAGGAGCCUCCCUGCUGGGUACCUGACCAGGAGGCACCGCGGUGCAUGGCUUGUGGCGCCGCCUUCACCAUGCUGAGACGCCGCCACCACUGCCGCAACUGUGGCAAGGUGUUCUGUGGCGGCUGCAGCGAGCGCUCGGUGCCCCUGACGCACUUCGGCAUCUGGAAGCCUGUGCGCGUGUGCAACAUCUGCUUCCUGCAGUACGUGACCAGCGCCGCCAGCGCCUCCUGACCGCGUGCUGCCUGACAUCUUCCGCCUGCUGCAACACUUACUUCUGCUACUUUACCUCCUGUCUCAUACGCUACUCUUCCGUCGGCUGUUGCAACGCUUACUUCUGCUACUUUACCUCCCGCUUCUGCUACUUUUUCCCCUGCUGCUUUAACCUCUUCUGUUCCUUCUUGUACUCCUGCUACUCCUUCUUCCGCUACUCCUGCUGCUACUGCUACUCGUCCUCCAGCUGGUACUCUGCCGCCUCUUCCCUCUAACUCAUGGUCACAGCCUUCGUCUCCGGGCUUGCCGCACCCGCACGCUCCCGAGUCUUCCUCCGCCCUCGCACCAGCUCCUCAACGGCGUGCCUGUGACAGCUCUGGGACCUUUCAUCUCGCAGGUCACUCUUCACCGUCGGCGUCAACUGAUCAGUUUAACUAUUGUCUUCUUGAUUCCGCUGCUACUCAGUCAACGCAUUCGCCUCCAAGCUCUUUGUGAUCCACUCCAUGUGUAAGCUCCUAGAUUUUGUUUUGAGAUUCACUCAGGGUGUAUGCUCUUAAACUUCACCAGGAGAUCCACUCGAUGAGUAAAGACUUGAAGACUUUACCAAGACAUCCACUCGACUAUCCACUUGGUCUAUCCCUCUAUGAUGACAGGGCGUGUUCUGCUGUAGGUUUUGCGAAUACUUUUACUUUGAGUCUGUGAUGGUUUGCUACUCAUUGGAACUAUGCCGACCGCAUUGAUAUUUAUUCUACCUGCUGACUGAUAACUGUUGAAAAUCCGCAUAUUAACGUUCUAUUCAUUUCAUUCAGUUCGUUCAUUUAAUUCUACAUCGUGAACUUCUCUAUUGAAAUGCCCCCUUUGAACUUGAGCGCCUACUUUAUUGUUGUACAAAUUCUUCCCGUGCCAACACUGGAAUUCGAUAUAGGUAGUCUUUUUUACUGGAAAGCUUUCUUCAUUUUUGAUAACAAGCAUUCAAUGUUAGGAAUCUGUUAGCAUUUCAUUCAUCAGAGAGAGCUGAAUUUUCUCGAGAAGCACAGCAGUUUACCAGUUCUCUCAAUAAAAUUCUCUCUCAAACCAGUCCACUAAUACCGGUGGUUUUAGCGAAUAUUUUACCUUCCCGUGUACAGAAAAAUAGGAGAAGCAGAUGGAUUAGCUUGUGGAAGUUGUAGUUUUAGAAAUUUUAGUUGGAGCCUUUCUACGAAGUGAAAAGUGAUGAACACUCAACUUGAAUUUGAAGUAUUUUAAAUAAAUUCGUAUCUGCAGAAAUGUUCUUAGAUUCAUGCCUUUAAUGAAGUGAUAUCGCUGCCAACUGUAUUAUAGUGGACUAGCAGCAGUAUUGCGUUUGUAAUACCUACUAAUAAUUCUCUUAGAUUUUGUUUCUCGUUGAAAUCGAUACAUAUUAUGCCAGCUCACAUGUACAGUGAUUGAAAUCAUUACAGCGAUUAAAAUAUCACUACAGUGAUUAUAAUCAUUACAGUGAUUAUAUUUCAAGUGGAGUUUUCAUUGUAAGAUGUUUUCGUUGUAAAUUAAAAUUGAAUAUCGGUGUUUCUUUGCAAGUGGACAAUAUGCUUUCCUGUCUUUUCUUAUCACGGAAAACUUUUUUGCAUUCUACUUGUACAUAUUGGAAAAUUGUUGAUUCGUUUGUACUUAUAUAGCCUGGGACCUACGGCUCUGUAUAUGUUCUCUUUUGUAGUUUUUAUAUUGUAGUUAUAAGGAACUUAUUUUAUCUUGGUUCAUUUUAUUAAAUUUUUACAUGAAUUGCCCAAAAAAUGGUCAUAUAACAGAUUUUGCUUUGGAUUUGAAAUUUUUUUUUUUUGGAACACCUAAAACUUCAAUUUGAAGUAUUUUAAAUAUAUUCGUGUCUACAGAAAUUUUCCUAAAUUCAUGCUAUUAUUUAAGUGAUAUCGCUUCACAAUUUUUUCGGGAAAGGUGGACGGGAGAAAAAAUCACGACUGAGUUUGUUCAUCGUUAUUUUCCCGCUUCAAACUUGAGAUGUUUUGUAUUUUGUUUGGGUUAUUGUAAAUUCUUAACUGGAUAAUUUUCUGGAUAAUUUCUAACACUUAACUUAUAAAUAACAAUACUUUAUUUACCGAUAGAGUAGAUUUAGACGCCUGUGAUAUAGCGUUCGAUUGCAAGCCUUUACUAAUGACCUACAGCUGUUUUGGGCUUCAGUAACUUCUUUACCAACUUCUGCUACUUAUUCAUAGUCAUUAUGAAGACAAUAAGUAUUUUUAUUUCGACAGAUGCUUCUAUUUGUAGUGAUCCAUAAUAACUUGAUCAUUAACUUGUAAAAUUACCUCAUGUAUAACUGAACUUGGUUAUUAGCUUGUAAAAUUACCAAAUGAUUCAGCCGGCCCGAAAUAAUUUAAUGAAUUGUUUCCUGUACCUAAUCUCCCAAUAUAAAGAAAUAAACGAAAUAUAUGAAAUGUUCGAAGUGCGGCGAGAUUUCCAACGGUAUUUUUGUGGUGAUUGUUGCCGUGUUGAUAGUUUUACAUUCAUCCAAGUUGACAUUGUGCACAAACUUCAUUCAACGAUAAUGUAAAGUAAUUAUAAACGAUGCCUGAAGAUAUUUUAUUCGAAUUGAUGUUUAAAUAGCGUGAUAUUUGCGCUCAAAAUAUUCCUUUUUAAAUGAAAAGAAUAUUUUUACGCCGCACCUCACUCAGUCGCGCUAGAUUCAUCGCUGUAUAAACGCCCUUAAUCAUCUUCUGUCAGAGUUUUCUUCGAACUAAUAACUGUUGUUAACUUUUAAAAUAUUUUAUACUCAAUGUAAGUUAGUUUUUUGUGCCACGUUUUGGGGUUAGUUGAUGAACGGUAACGAAUUUGAAUGUAACAUGAACAAGAAUCGAAUGAUUCUGCUUUAAUCACAGAAUCACGUGAUUCUGACGUUUCUAUCAUAGAAUCACGUGACUCUGUUGUUUGUAUCACUAAAGCACGCGAUUCUAACGUUUUUAUCAAAGAGUCUCGCGAUUCUGAUGGUUCUAUCACAAAAUCACGCGAUUCUGACGUUUUUAUCACAGAAUCCCGUGAUUCUGACGUUUUUAUCAUAGAAUCCCGUGAUUCUGACGUUUUUAUCACAGAAUCAAUGAUUUGAUCUAUACUAGAACCUCGUAAAUCUGAUAUUUUUUAUGAAAGAGUAAUGGGAUUCUGAUGCUUGUAUCAGUAACAAUUAUUUUGAUGCAAGCAUACAAUCCAAUGAUUCUUUUCACGUUGGGGUGGUUUGGUUUAUAAGAUAAGGUCUUUAUUAAUAUUAGAACGUGCGAUGUAUCCUGGCUACAAAACGAACGGAUUUUUUCAAUAACAUUCAAGCUUCUUCACAGGAAAACUUCACUCGAAUAAAGGAACUGUUCAUUUUGUCUAAAUAGUGACACACAUUGCCUAACUGGGUCAGGAUGACCCACUCAAGGGUAAAAAGUACAUCGCUAUUUGGACAACCAUUUCUCUGUGUGUUGUUCGGAUAGCAAAUAUAAAAACCAUAUAAAAGCUUUACGUUGAGGCUCCUCGGGUGCGUUAGAACAAGUCUGGUGAUAUUUCUGCGUUGAAAAUCAACCUAGUCUCUGAAAUGAUAUUUACACGCGAGUGUGCCUGAGAAUACUGAAAAUAAUGUGUUUAUUACCUCGUACUUUUACAGGUUCAAAUUUAAUGAGACUCAUUAUUUCGUUCGUUUUCAAGUUUAUCCAGACAUUGCUUUCAACUUUGUAUGGGAAUUCGGUACUUAGAGUCUAAAUCUUGCACCACCUGAUUUUAUUUGUUGGUAGUUUUAGUAUUUUAUGUUUUUUCCAGCCUCCAAAUUCAGUAACUAAUUUCUUUUUUACAAUCCAAUAUUCUCAUGUAUCAUCGAUAUUUGUGCUUGAAUGUAACUCGUUAAGUAUUACUUCCAAGAAAUAUAUGAAUCAUUUUAU
Molecule: messenger RNA, 7767 nt
Organism: Hyalella azteca
Lineage: Eukaryota; Metazoa; Arthropoda; Malacostraca; Amphipoda; Hyalellidae
Product: lateral signaling target protein 2 homolog
Exons: 15
Coding region: 131-3889 (1252 amino acids)
Cellular component (GO): early endosome membrane
Molecular function (GO): metal ion binding
Source: RefSeq, a predicted model, not a curated record